Messenger RNA from Ornithorhynchus anatinus (platypus), 1598 nucleotides. RefSeq names its product chordin like 1 (gene CHRDL1). The transcript has 12 exons. The coding region runs from base 73 to 1572 and encodes 499 amino acids. NCBI's taxonomy places the organism in Eukaryota, Metazoa, Chordata, Mammalia, Monotremata, Ornithorhynchidae. Gene Ontology annotation, molecular function: protein binding. The record is from RefSeq and is a predicted model, not a curated record.
GUGGGCGGCGGGCACGCAGAAAAAGGCCGGACGAGGCCCGAGCUCCGCACUCCGGAGAGACCGGUCCUGCCCAUGGAUGAUGCCGCUGUAACCGGGGAAGGGAGGAAUGUCUGGACUCCUGGGAUACCUGUCCAUCUUCCCGGCCCCAGACGCCAAACUCUGUCCUCCGACCGCUUGGGCUUGCUCUUCCAUUCGGCCAAGAUGAGGAGGCACUGGAAGAUAGAAGACGUCAGGUUCGUCUUUUCCUGUUUGCUCUUUCUCCUCUUCAUCGAUGGCAGCGCAUUGGAGCAAGUGAAACCCUCGGAGACGUACUGUGUAUUUCAAGACAAGAAGUACCGGGCAGGAGAGAGAUGGCACCCUUACCUGGAGCCUUAUGGGUUGGUUUACUGUGUAAACUGCCUUUGCUCAGAGAAUGGGAACGUGUUCUGCAGCCGCAUCCGAUGCCCCAGUGUCCACUGCCCCACGCCCGUUCACAUCCCUCAGCUGUGCUGCCCCCGGUGUCCAGAGGAGUCGCUGUCUCCAGUGAGCACUAAGACGACAGGGAAGUCCUGCGAGUACAACGGCACCACUUAUCACCACGGGGAGAUGUUCGUAGCCGAAGGGCUUUUUCAAAACCGGCACGCCAACCAGUGUGCCCAGUGCAGCUGUUCGGAGGGGAAUGUGUACUGUGGUCUGAAGACUUGCCCGAAGCUCAGCUGUGCCUUUCCGGUCUCAGUUCCCGAUUCCUGCUGCCGAGUGUGCCGAGGGGAUGGUGAAUUGUCAUGGGAACAUUCUGAUGGGGAUGUCUUCCGACAGCCAGCCAACAGAGAAGCAAGGCACUCGUAUCACCGCUCUCACUAUGACUCCCCGCCCAGCUCCAGCAGGCAGACGGCCAGCGGGUCCCGUUUCCCCGGGGCCAGGAGUAACCGGGGAGCCCUGCCCGACCCCCAACAAGCAUCGGGGACCAUCGUACAGAUCGUCAUCAACAACAAGCACAAGCACGGACGAGUUUGCGUUUCAAAUGGAAAGACCUACUCCCACGGCGAAUCUUGGCACCCAACUCUCCGGGCUUUUGGGGUCAUGGAGUGUGUGCUCUGCACCUGUAACGUCACCAAGCAGGAGUGUAAGAAGAUCCACUGCCCUGACCGGCACCCCUGCAAGUACCCCCAGAAAAUCGACGGGAAAUGCUGCAAAGUGUGUCCAGAGGAAAUACCUGGCCAGGGCUUUGACGACAAAGACUACUUCUGUGGAGAAGAGACGCUGCCCGUGUAUGAGUCAGUGUUCAUGGAGAAUGGGGAAACCAUCAGAAAAAUAGCCCUGGAGACUGAGAAGCCCCCUCAAGUUGAGCUCCAUGUUUGGACCAUUCGAAAAGGUGUCCUGCACCACUUCUCUAUGGAGAAAAUAUCCAAGAAGGCAUUUGAGGGGCUCCGGCCCUUCAAGCUCAUCACCAGGACCACUCUGAGCCAAUGGAAAAUAUUCACCGAGGGAGAAGCUCAGAUCAGCCAGAUGUGUGAAAGCCGUGUGUGUAGGACAGAGCUUGAAGACUUGGUAAAGGUUUUGUACCUGGAGAGGCCUGAAAAAGGACAUUGUUAGGGAGCUGAAAUGGAUGGGAGGGGGGA